CGCUCGCUCGCAGCUGCUCGCGGUCGGCGCCUUGGGCAAGGCGGUGCGCGGGAGGAUGGACGGGCCCUGCGACGUGAGGUGCGCCACCGUGGCCAGCCCCGUGGGGCAGAUCCAGAUCUCCGGCUGUGAGCAGGGUCUGCAUGGGCUCAGGCUGCUCGGCAGGAAGACGCCAGACGCUGGCCCCGCCGAGGCCCCCUGUCCCGCUGAGCCGCCCGGCAGCCCGGAGGAAACGGUGGAGCCCCUGAUGGAGUGCGCGGCCUGGCUGGACGCCUAUUUCCACGAGCCCUCAGCCCUCCAGGAGCUCCCCGUGCCUGCUCUUCACCACCCCGUCUUCCUGCAAGACUCAUUCACCGGACAGGUGCUAUGGAAGCUGCUGAAGGAGGUGAAAUUCGGAGAAGUGGUUUCUUACCAGCAGUUAGCAGCCCUGGUAGGCAGCCCCAAAGCUGCGCGGGCCGUGGGCGGAGCAAUGAGAAACAACCCUAUCCCCAUCCUCAUCCCGUGCCACCGAGUGGUCCGCAGCAGCGGAGCCGUGGGCAGCUACUCCGGAGGACUGGGCGUGAAGGAGUGGCUUCUGGACCAUGAAGGCAGCCUGGAGGGGACACCAGCCCGUGCAGGGGGCUCCCGUCCAGCCAGAACCGGCACGGGGCCCUGAGGGGCAGCAGCAGCUCCGAACCUGCCGGCCGGCACUAGGAGUAGAUGUGUGACCCGCCAGUGUGGCGGCAGGCCAGGGGUCUGUGUGGGGCACCACCACAAUAAAGCAGCUGCCGUGUC
Molecule: messenger RNA, 771 nt
Organism: Molossus molossus (Pallas's mastiff bat)
Lineage: Eukaryota; Metazoa; Chordata; Mammalia; Chiroptera; Molossidae
Gene: MGMT
Product: O-6-methylguanine-DNA methyltransferase
Exons: 5
Coding region: 56-652 (198 amino acids)
Biological process (GO): DNA repair
Cellular component (GO): nucleus
Molecular function (GO): methylated-DNA-[protein]-cysteine S-methyltransferase activity
Source: RefSeq, a predicted model, not a curated record